Messenger RNA from Odontomachus brunneus, 3571 nucleotides. RefSeq names its product pancreatic triacylglycerol lipase-like. The record is from RefSeq and is a predicted model, not a curated record. Lineage: Eukaryota; Metazoa; Arthropoda; Insecta; Hymenoptera; Formicidae. The transcript is spliced from 4 exons. The coding region runs from base 161 to 1147 and encodes 328 amino acids. Gene Ontology annotation, biological process: lipid metabolic process. Gene Ontology annotation, molecular function: lipase activity.
UCGCCGGUAAAAUUCCGCUUAUUCCGCUUUCUUUGAGAACGAGAAGAUAAGAUUCUACAUCCAGUUCAAUCGUUCAGUCCACACGUUCGGUUCAAUUUUAGUAUACUUGAACGCGCUAAACGCUAAAUACUUGUGAUCAAUUUGAGUUUGAUGAUUUUCGAUGGAGGAGGAGGAAAUAUUUACCGAACUCUUCAGUCCGAUGGAUUACAAAUUGUUCAAAGGACUGCAUGUUUUCGACGACGAUGACAAUUUAGUAGAAAUGACAUUUCUGGAUGAUCCCGACGCUUUAGAGGUAACAGAUGACAACAUUGGCGAACGUGUUCUUUUCUAUCUGCACACAUCGAAGAAACCCAAAAAUCCUGAACUGAUCUACGUGAACGACACGGAGACUCUAAAGAAGACCAGCUUUGAUCCGAAGAAACCGACGCGUUUCGUGACUCACGGAUGGAUGAAUUCUCACAAGAGUAAAGCAUGCACCUUGAUACGCGAUGCUUACUUGAAACACGGCGACUACAACGUCAUCGUUAUUGAUUGGGGCAAUAUCAGCUGCAGACCGUAUUUCUGGGCCAGUAACCAAGUGAAGAAGAUCGCGCUUUACAUUGCUGAUAUGCUUAACUUUCUUCAGAGAAAUGGAAUGAAUAUGUCCGAGACUGUAAUGGCCGGACACUCUCUCGGCGCCCACGCAGUUGGACUGGCCGCGCGCAAUUGUAACGGCAUGAUCGGUUACGUCGUCGGAAUGGACCCAGCCCUGCCCGGCUACUAUUUGUCCGGACCCGGAUCCAGGAUAUCGAGUGGCGACGCACGUCACGUGGAGAUCAUUCACACCAACGCCGGUUUACUUGGUUUCUUGUCCGCUAUUGGUCAUUGCGACUACUAUCCUAACGGAGGAGCCUGGCAGCUCGGUUGCAUAGUGGACAUCGGCGGUGCGUGUUCCCAUGCACGCUCGUUCAAGUACUUCGCCGAAUCUAUCAACAGCCCGGUAGGAUUCUAUGCGACCAAGUGCAACAAUUUCACGAAAUUCACGACCGGCCUGUGCAAAAGGGGGGAACAAUCCGUAAUGGGCGGUCUCGAGAAGACCUUCGGAACGAACGGUGUCUAUUACUUGAUGACCAAAGCGUCGUCGCCAUACGCGAAGGGAAAGAAGUAAGCGUUUCAAGCAAAGUUUCAAAGCGUGCCGAUCUGAAAGAGAACUAGCUGCUAGACUUCAUCGUGGCGAAGAUCUCGCCUCUUGAAUUCAGGAAUUCAUCGUGGCAACGGGAGACCCGCGCGCCGAGCUAAACUCGUUUCUCUCGACGAUCGAUCGGCCGCGUUCGCGGUGCGUAAUUGCGUUUUCGCGGCUGUCUCAAGCGCGCCCGUCGUCGAUUCUCGUUCACGGUAUUUUUGCACCGUCUAAAUUUGGACCCCAUAAUCAACACCGUUACUUAUCGCAAACGUCGGACAUGAAACAUUCUCGUCGUCGUAGUACUUCCCGCUCCCCGUAUCGCCGAUCUAACUCGUCGCGGUGUGUAUACUGAGAGAAAAAGUUCUGCUAAUUCAACAAAAUAUCGGUGCCCAUACAAAAAUGAUUUGUUGAUAUGGGACAGCGAAUGGUCCCGUGAUGGAAAGAAAUGAUUUGUUACUUUCGAUUCGCUGCUCUGAGCAACAUUUCUAUAAUGAAGUCUGUUCGAACUUUUGUACCAGUACAAUGAGCUAGAGUGAAACAUUCUUUCGUCCUAAUUUAUUGCACUUGUAUGCAUUUGUGUGUUUAAAAGUUCUUCGAUAACAAACAAAUCUAUGGCUAAUUUUAUCUAAAUAAACUAGGACAAAUGUAAUUUAGAUCUCAGGCAAUAUAUAUUUGUUAAAAGACCCAAUACUCACGGAGCGUGAUUUAAAAUUGUUUUUCUUGCGAAGAGCCAUGCAUGCCGCUAAGUUCGCUCUGUAGUGAAAAAUUUGACUCUCGGCGUGCUCCGUUGCGAGCUUGACGGUUAGUUUUUCCAAUUUCGGUGUUAUUGUCCAAGCGUGUUACUAGAAUCCCCAUACGGUUCGUUCAAUCAGAUAGACCAAAUGUCAGCUGAUGUCACUCAUAUAAUUACAGUAUAUUAAUUAUAUGACUGACGUCAGCUGACAUUCGCUCUAUCUGAUCGAAUGAACUAUGUUAGGAUCCUAGUAACAAGUUUGGAAAAUAACACCGAAUGUGUUUGGAAAAACUAAUCAACGUUAAACUCGCAACGAAGCAUGUCGAGGGUCAAAUUUCUUUCUGUAGAACGAACUUAGCAGCAUGCAUGACUCUUUGCAAGAAAAACAAAUCACGUUCCGUAGGUAUUGAGCUUAAUAAUGUAAAGUGAUGAUUGCAACGAUAACUGUUUCCCUAGCGAUCGUCGAGUAGGAAACAGCGCUCUUUUGUUCUGAUGACCGAGGGAUUUUUCUCAGUGUACAAGCGCGAACACAAGACGUAUUUCGCGAGAGCGUCUCGCAUGAUGUAAAACGCAUUAUAACGGUUCCAUCGGAAAUGCAAAAUAUACGGAACAGCCGGGUUUCUAAAUGCAAAGGCUAAGUAGCAUUAAAUACGCGUAUCAAUUUCCCUCCGUUGCCCGCUUCGUUUCUCGCAGCGGCAAGAAUUUUCUCGCAGCGGGGCGUACACGCGCGCGCGCAAACAUAUGUCGGGGAGAUACACCGCGGCCUCUCGAAACGCGAAUCGACUCGAACCGGCCGCGGAACCUUAGCCGCGCGGUGCAUUAAAUUUUAUCGUAAUAUUUCCCGUGUAUAUCGCGCGCAUAGCAACAAAGAUAAUAAGGCGAUGCGGAAAGCAGUUGGAUUAAAGCACGCGCUGAAUUUUAGGCUCCGGGCUGUUUCGAAUAAACACAGACGUGGAUAUUUAUCAUUUUGGUAUAAUGUGCACGGAGAUAAAGCUGAAAAAGAAGGGAAAGGCGAUUUUGCAAAGAGAGACCGCUCGGGUUACCUUCGUCGAAUAAUUUUAGCGUAGAUGCGAACAACGUCGCUCGCAGGGACGACGAUAAUUACGACUGAUGCGUGUGGAUGCGCCAAUUGCGCUGUUACCGCGAAAAAAAGGUGUGACUGAUUGAGCGAUUUUCGAUGUUAGAUAUUUAGAAUUUCAGAUAUUUUAUUUCUCAAAUUGGCCAUAGUUAUGCAAAAGUGAUCACAUGGAGUAUGUUUCGAGAAAAAUGAAGAUGAAGAUUUGAUGCAUGAUUGAAAAAGUGUAUAUACUAACGAUGCCUCGCAAUUAUUCAAUAAAUCAAACAUGAUAAAUUUUCUUCUCUUUAAUGGUAUUCAUUGACAACCUUAAAAAAAGACAACCUUAAAAAGUGGUGCAAUUAGUAGAAAGUAAAACCUGAUUUUUUACUGAUUUUACGCGUCCAUAAAGCUUGAAUCUCUUUUGCUUCAUAUAGAAAGUCAUUUGGAAUACCAUUGAUCACAAAAAACUCGAAAAUCAUAAUUUCGUGGGUUGGAUCAUUCUUGCAUAACCAUGUCUAAUUAACGACACAAUGAAAUGUGAUAAUGUUUAUGUCGAUAAUCGAUUUCUUUAAAUUUUAAAGCACUCUUGUACAAAUAAAAAUAUAUUUUUUAUAAAAUA